This is a messenger RNA of Leptidea sinapis, 2540 nucleotides long. It is a transcript of the gene DCP1, whose product is annotated as mRNA-decapping enzyme 1A. Gene Ontology annotation, cellular component: P-body. The transcript has a single exon. The record is from RefSeq and is a predicted model, not a curated record. Gene Ontology annotation, biological process: deadenylation-independent decapping of nuclear-transcribed mRNA; positive regulation of catalytic activity; deadenylation-dependent decapping of nuclear-transcribed mRNA. Lineage: Eukaryota; Metazoa; Arthropoda; Insecta; Lepidoptera; Pieridae. Bases 100 to 1371 code for a protein of 423 amino acids. Gene Ontology annotation, molecular function: mRNA binding; enzyme activator activity.
AUAUGGCGUAAUUUAUUUAACGCACUUGUCAUUUUAUUGUGAUGCGAUGGUAAUGUUUGCACUUUGUGCGAAAAGUAUUUACAAUUAGUCUCUUGGAGAAUGGCUGAUACUGGUCUACGUAUGAAUUUUGCCGCAUUAAAGAGGGCAGACCGAUAUGCUAGAGAAAUCAUUGACAGUGCAACACACGUCGCACUAUAUACUUUCGAAGAAAAUGAAUGGGAAAAAACCAACAUUGAAGGUGCUUUGUUUGUGUAUAGCAGAAAUGCAGAGCCAUUUCACAGUUUAGUUAUUAUGAACAGGUUAAACACAAAUAAUUUAAUUGAACCAGUUUCUAAAGGUAUCGAGUUACAACUAAAAGAACCAUUCUUGCUGUAUAGAAACGCUAAGUGUAGAAUUUAUGGCAUAUGGUUUUAUGAUAAAGAUGAAUGUGUAAGAGUUGCUACUAAAUUAAAUUCUUUAGUUAAGGAGCCUGCGAAAAGCCCAAACGAUGCUCCGUCAAGUACGGCCUACAAUGCAUCUAAAUCUGCCCCAGCGCCUGUUGAUAUAUUUAGUAUGUUGAGUAAAGCCCAAGAUGAUUUCAAUACCAAUAAAGUACUUACAGCCAACAAAAAUGAUUCAACACCAUCUCGGGCACCUGAUAUGGCUUCCCAGAGUGUAAUGGACUUUUUUGCAAAAGCUGGGAGUGGGGCUGCAGCUCAAAUGCCUCCAGUAUCUUCACUACCAUCUCCUGGUAUAUUUGGCCCCCAUCCCAACGAUUCGCGUGAAGCACCUUUGCUUCUACAGAGACUCAUGAGUAAUCCAGCACACUCAGUGGAACAUAUAGAGAAGCAACAACGGUCUGUUACUCCACAGGAUAAUCAUUCUACAAAUGGUAAUAUAUCAACUGAUCCAGUGAUAAGGCAGAACAGUGCAUUCCAGCUAAAAUCUACUCCUGUUGAUAAACAAAAUUCUCAAAUGAUUUCUAAUUUGAAAAAUGUUCAACAACUUGAAAGACUUGAUUUAAAUGGUCCUAAUCCACUAGAAAAUGAUCUAAAUUUAAUGAAUAUAUCAUCACCUAAGCGGACAUCACCUUUAGCCACUUAUUUGAAUCAAAUUCAAGAUGGACAUCCAAGUUCUUUUAAUGGUGGGAUUCUUGAAGACAUGGGUAUGGUAUUGAAUUCAUAUCCUAAUCAGCCAAAGCCAGCACUGAUGCCUCCAACCAUGUUUACAGCGACAGCUGGCAGUGAUGUCCAGUCCACUCCAGAGCCAUUGACUAGAAAUCAACUUCUACAAGCUUUCAAUUAUUUACUAAAACAUGAUGCUGAUUUUGUAAAUAAGUUACAUGAAGCAUAUGUAAAAUCUUUUUCAGAAAAGUCAUUUUCAGUUUCAUAAAAUUAUUGUUCAGUGAUAACACAACUCUGGUGCAUAAAUGUACAGCUAUAAUAUGAAGAUGAAAUCCUCGAAAAUGUGUAGAACAUCUAGUUUGUUAGCAACUUGUUUGAAAUUAAUAUUUUAUAAUAAGUUUUAACCUUUGACUGUGUAUUUAAAUCUGUACAGAGAAUUAUUUUUGCGGCUCUACAAGUUUUGAUUUGGACAAGUCACUAGAUGAUAUCAGAAACUCUUGUGAUACUAAUUGGCUUUAUGGAGUUGAUACAGAUGUUAAAACAAAGGCAUAGAGUUGAUUUGCUUCACAAGAAUAAUACUUAUUAUACCAAUUGAAUUAACAUCUUUAUCAGAUUCCCUCUAAAUAUGUGAUAUGUAUAUCAUAAUAAUUUUUGUCAUUUAGUUGAAACACUCUUUGUUGCAAUAUAAUCCAAGUUCAGUAAAUGUGACAUUGUAAAAGUAUAUAGUCUGUUGCAAAUUGCAAUUGAUUUUGGGAGUUAAGGAUGUCUUUUUGAUGUAAUGUGUUUAAGGAUUAUUUUCUUUUUUACUCUUCUUUGUUUUUCACUAAACAUAUUGUUAGUACUCUUCUGUUGCAGUACAUUUGACACCAAUAAGGCUAUUAUAACUGUUAGAUAUUAAAUUACCAAAAGCUGCCAUUAACCUUUUUGUUGGUUUGCUUUUUGUUCUGAUUUAGAAGACACUGUAGACAUACAACAAAACCUUUAUAUGAGUAGUUAUUGUAUUGUUUAUAAUUUUUUUUGGUUCAAAGUUCAGUUAGUAAGUUUUGGAUUUGUCAUAAGAAAUGUUUCCCUAUUUGAAACCAAUGUCAAUAGCGUGUAUAACAUCUUUCAGGUAACAUUCCCAUUUGCUUACAAAAUUUUCCUAUUCAUAUAAUACAGAAAUCACCACAAAAGCAAUAAUAUUUCCUUUAUUUGCUUAAAAUUGUCUAAUAUCAAUUAUUUCAAAAUAUGAUCGAAGAAAAUCAAUUAAAAUAUUUACAUUGUCUUUAAAAACAUUAACAUAAGUCUUCAAAAUUUUGUCAUUCUUUGCUAUUUUAAAUGCCUAAUUGAAUAUUCCAGUGAAACUUUUUUUUUGUUUAUAAGGGAUGUUUAUCAAAAAUCUAACUGACUGUUACUCAAAAAACAUUUGCAAACAUCAAAUUAAAUGGUUUAGAAGCA